Molecule: messenger RNA, 1288 nt
Organism: Raphanus sativus (radish)
Lineage: Eukaryota; Viridiplantae; Streptophyta; Magnoliopsida; Brassicales; Brassicaceae
Product: B3 domain-containing protein At1g32030-like
Exons: 1
Coding region: 144-1130 (328 amino acids)
Molecular function (GO): DNA binding
Source: RefSeq, a predicted model, not a curated record
GAGGAGUUUCGAAACAUAAGAAUACCCUACAAGAAGGCUGGACUCUUUAGCCUAGGCCUUUACUUUCUCUUUAUAAAAUCACAUCAGAGUAGUCUCUAGCAAUUAGCAUUCUCUCCUCUUUCGUUUGCUUUAAGAUCCUAACUAUGUCGGGAGAGAAAGAGAAAAAGAAAAACACAAAGAGUAUGUAUUACAGUGAUCAUCUUAAGGCUGCGGAGAAAGAUAUAAGCUCGAGAAAUUUCUGUAACUUGGUUGAUGCGGCCGUCCUCUUAUAUGAAGAAGACAUCAAAUUUGAAUUUUUAGAUGACAUCCCAAGGAAAAGAAGGAGUCCGUCGAAAAAAAUUGCCCGAGCAAAAAGCUAUGGAGACCUUAAUGAGUCUUCUACUUCUUCACUUUUCGACCUUAACAAGACCCCAGAUGAUUCUGAGACAGGAGAGCCAUCAAACCCUCUUCAAUGUUGUUAUGUAUCUUCUCCUUCAUCGUCUCUCACUGCUCAUCCUCCUCCAACCUUAACAGAGAAGACAAGCCGCAAGAGACGUGACACCCAAGAAAGAAAGCCUAGUACUGGUGGUAAAUCCAAGAAAGUUAGGGUUCCUCCUUUUUCAUGGAAAGAGAGAGCUAUUCCGGAGUGGCUAGUAAGUUUAUUGGAAACUAUGGCAGCAACCAGAGGAUACCUUGUAACCCAAGGCCCGUGGCUCAUCUUUGAGAAGAAGCUGACCAGUACAGAUGUCGACCCGGCACAGAGCCGUCUCUUAAUGCCUUUCAACAGCCUAGUCCGCAACGACUUCUUGAAUCCCGUGGAGCUGAGAAUCGUAGCACAAGAAGAUGAAAAGAGAAUCGCAGCACAAGAAGAUGAAAAGAACGGAGUUGGGGCGAUGCUAGUGGAUCAACAGAAGAAAAUGUGGGGUUUGAUUUUGAAGAGACGGGAGAUGGUGAAAGUAGAAAAGAAUGGAACCUUGAACUAUGCUUUGAUUUGUGGGUGGAACGAUGUCGUUCAGAGUAAUGGAUUGAAAGAAGAUGACGAUAUCAGUGUUUGGUAUUUCAGGUGGCGUGAAUGUCUCUGCUUUGCCCUUGUUCUUCCUCCUCCUCCUGACAUGGCACAGAGUAGCUCAUCUCUUGAUCUAGAUGUCUGAAAAUUUUAUCAUGUCUGUUGUUGGUUGAUCUAUUCUCACUGUGAUCUGUUGUCAAGGGAUUGUUGAGGUUUUUCUUCAAUUUUUGUCACUAGGAGUGUGAUCUGUUGUUUUAGAUCUUUGCUUUUUUAUGUAGUUAACAUUUUAACAUGAAUCUGGUU